AUUCUCCAACUGGGAAAACGGAACCGCACGACCUUCUCCACCCACAUGAACGCACACAGCUCCCGUUCGCACGCUCUGCUCACACUUACGCUCACGGGCACUGAGCUGACCAGCGGCACGAAAGUCACAGGGAAGCUCAACCUGGUGGACCUGGCUGGCUCAGAACGGGUGUGGAAGUCUGGCGCGCAGGGGGAGCGUCUGAAGGAAGCCCAGAGCAUCAACCGCUCCCUGCUGGCCCUUGGAGAGGUCAUCCAGGCCCUGCGGACGAAGCAGGCCCACGUGCCCUUCCGCAACUCCAGGCUCACCUACCUGUUGCAGGACUCCCUGGGCAAGGGCAGCAAGACAGUCAUGAUGGUGCAGAUUUGCCCCCUGGAGAAGAAUGUGGGCGAAUCCAUUUGCUCCCUCAAGUUUGCCCAGCGGGUCUGCAAAGUGGAGCUGGGACCGGCCUCCCGUCGCGUCAAGGCCCCGGACCAGCGUGAGAUCUGA
Molecule: messenger RNA, 486 nt
Organism: Notechis scutatus (mainland tiger snake)
Lineage: Eukaryota; Metazoa; Chordata; Lepidosauria; Squamata; Elapidae
Source: RefSeq, a predicted model, not a curated record